This is a messenger RNA of Amborella trichopoda, 1506 nucleotides long. The record is from RefSeq and is a predicted model, not a curated record. Lineage: Eukaryota; Viridiplantae; Streptophyta; Magnoliopsida; Amborellales; Amborellaceae.
ACCCCAUCCCCAGAGCUCCCCUUUCCUUCCAUUACCUCUGUCUCUCAUCAAAACCCAUUGCUCUCGCUUUCCCCCACCAUCAAACCUAUUUCUCUCUCUUCCUAACCAUUAAAACCCAUAUUCUGUCUUCACACCUUUAGACCCUUUUCUCUUUCUACAAUUGGGUCUAAAUACCCACUCCCAUGACUCUCUCACUAAAAAACAGAAGCCUUAGUUAAACAGUGGAUCGAAGCAUGGGUGGUGGGCUGGGCGCGGCGGCCAUCGCUCUAACCGUGGUCCUAGUCGUCCUCUUCCUCGUCCUUGUUGCUGAGCUCUAUUACGCCUUAGUCCUCAAGUUCAAGCUUACCCGCGUCAACGUUUCUCACUCCACAACCAACUCUAAUGAGGAGCAGCAGCAACAGAGAGAGAGAGACCACCAUUCUAUCUCUGUUUCGCUCUCGUCCCCCAACCACCAACACCCCUCAUUGCCAAAGCUCUUCCCCGGCAGUGUUUACGCGCAGGGGGUUUUGGGCGGCCCCAGGUUCCUCUUCACCAUCAAAGAAGACGGGCGAGAAAUCGAAGGAGUUAGAGAGAGAAAUUUCCCACCGUCCUCUCUCUCGCCUACCCUCUCUCUUCUGCCAUCCAAUCUCCACUUCAUUGGGCUCCUCCGGCCUCCGUCCGACGCUGGAGACAGCAGCAGGGUAUCCUCUGCAGUGGAGGAUAGAGGGGCGUGCACGGUGGAUGAUGGGCGGUCGUGCAAGGUGGAGGACUUUGUGUGUAUAUCGAACCCUAUUUACGAAGUGGAGGCUUCUCCGGAGGCUGAAUGCGGGUCCACCACACCUUUUGAUACACCAGUGUCAUCGCCCUCUCGCUUAGAAGAAGGCAGCAGCAGUGACUCUCCCCCUCUCACUCCUAUGAAACUUCUCUCUCAAAAUCCCUCUCUCUCUCCUCGUAGUACCUCGGAUUCGGGGAGGAGCUCGCCUUCUUGGUGAUGGGGACGCAUGCUUGGGGCCUUUUCAGACAUUGUUUGUUUGAGCAGGUUGAGUGGUGCACUUUGGCUGGUCGGUUGUGCGUGCAAAGCACAGGAGAGAGGCUCUUAAUAUGGUGAAAACGUUUCAUUCUCCUACAGGAGCAUAUUGUUCAUGUGAUCCGUCCCGCAAAACAGAGCACACUAUUUCAUUUGGUCCCUCCGGCAAACGACAAAGAGGCAACGGGUACUAUGUAUUCAGCGCGUGUCGUUUUUAGGCUUGGACUCGUACCAUCCUAGAAUCGCUGAUUUUCAUCCAGAUCCGGAUUGGAAAUCAUAGGAUUUUAAGAUGCUACUUGUGUAUGAUACGAGUUGAUUACAUGACAUAAAAAUGAUAGUCUUUGGUGCGUUUGUUGCUAACUUACGACCCAUUUCUAUUUAUUUAUUGGUUUUUGGCGGAGCUACCUCCCCAAAUGUACUAUGUGGCAUCAAUAUUUCAUUUGUCUUCUUGGGGAAGGUGAUAAAUCCCCCAGUUGUGUGUGGCAUAGGGUGUGUGGCAU